This is a messenger RNA of Drosophila takahashii, 904 nucleotides long. RefSeq lists its product as uncharacterized. Lineage: Eukaryota; Metazoa; Arthropoda; Insecta; Diptera; Drosophilidae. The record is from RefSeq and is a predicted model, not a curated record.
GCUCAUCUCCAUCAGGUCAACAUGAAAAUCUUCGUCUGUUUGCUGGCUGUGGCCGCUGUGGCUCAAGCAGGAUUCAUUGGAGGAGGCGGCGGUGGCGGUGGUGGAGGCUACGGUGGUGGUGGCUCUUCCCACGGUGGCUACGGUGGAUCCUCCCAUGGCGGCGGAGAUGCUGGUGGUGGCUACAGCUAUGGCGGCGGUGGCUCUGAUCACGGUUCAGAUCACCAUGGCGGUGGAGGCUCGCCGCCCGUCAAGGUCAUCAAAGUGAUUCACGAAUCUGCUCCAUCCGGCGGCGCAGGAGGCUGGCAAUCUGGAGGAGGAGGCGCUGGUGGCUGGUCUGCUGGCGGUGGUGGCGGUCAUGGCGGCGGUGCCCAGGAGAUCAAAAUCAUCAAGAUCAUCUCGCAGCAGGCUUCGUCUGGAGGUCAUGGAGGCGGCGGCUACGGAGGUUCUUCGGGAGGCUAUGGUGGUGCAUCCAGCGGUGGCUGGUCUUCCGGUGGAGCUUCCAGCGGUGGUUGGUCCUCGGGCGGAGCUUCCAGCGGCGGUUGGUCCUCUGGAGGAGGUGGUGCUGAGGCCCCCACUGCCGUGAAGAUCAUCAAAAUCAUCUCAGAAUCGGACUCGGGAGCCGGCGACUCCGGUGGUUGGUCCUCGGGUGGUGCACCCGGCGGUGGCUACGGUGGUGGAUCUUCCAGCGGUGGCUGGUCUUCCGGCGGAGCUUCCAGUGGCGGCUGGUCCUCGGGUGGCGCCUCCAGCGGAGGCUGGGCUCCCCAGGGCGGCGGCAGCAGCUGGUAAUUGUGAUAACCCCUGAUUUCAUAGUUUUCACUCACCCACCCAUUGUUCCAUUUCACAUUCAUUCUCUGUUAUUGCCUCAUUCCACCGUAUUUGUUAAAUAAAAGUUUUCUGUUUGAUC